CCCUUCAGUGUUUUCUAAGAGGUUCUUCAGUCAAGCAGCCAGAGCCUGUAAACCUUCCCUGAGUUUGUGAAAUCUCAGUCCUUGAUCUGCUUCUACUCUGACAACAGAAAGAGAAGUAGCCAAGCAUAAAAGGCAUAGCUUCUGCUGAACAAGAGCAGUAGCAGACUACAAGGAAAGAGGCAAUGUCUUCUGAAACAGGUCAACAGGGAAGUCAGACACCUCCAAUAAAACAGCCUGGAUGGCCAAUGUUAUUUUGUCCCAUGUCCCAAAUUCAAGACAGAGAGAUUGCAAGGAUCAUUAAAGAAUGCAAACAGGAAAGUUUCUGGUACAGAGCUCUUCCUUUAUCUCUUGGGAGCAUGCUUGUCACCCAGGGGCUAAUCUCAAAAGGCAUUUUCUCAGCAAGCCCAAGAUUUGGUCCAUACCCCAAGAUGGCAAUUGCCAGUGUCUUGGGUUUUGCCAUUGGAAGGAUGUCAUACAUGGGAGUAUGCCAGAAAAAGUUUCAGAAAAUUGGUAUUGCACCAUUUGGUCCACAACAAAAAAGGAAGUGUCAUCAUACUUGCAAAGAAUGCAAAGCAAAAUUGGGAUCAAAUGAGAGAGAAGGUUCAAGCUCUUCAGCAACUUAGUGCCAGGGGCUCUGGAAUGUUCUCAGAGAAAUCACCAAGGAGCUCCACGUUUCACAUUGAGAGCAAGGUGGCACUCAUAUAAAUAACAGGUCAUUUUAUUCUGUUUACAGAUGUGGUGAACAUGAUUAAAACUUUUUGGACCAUCUUCUUUCAAGGCACUUUCCUGUAGACUAGAAAUAAUAAUUUUGUGAUUCUGUCUCUUAGAUUUGGUAUAAAUUGACUUAUUUGAAAUAGUUGCAUAUUGUUACAAAGUUCUGUUUGUACAAAAUACCAGUUUUUUGAAAUGCACUUUUUGAAAUACACUCCUCUCUUUUCAGCACACACUGGUUUAUUAACCUCUCUUCAGUGCAAUUUAGCUCUUACUGCUGAUAAAUUACAUUUGUCUAUUGUAUUUAGAUGCUAGCAAUGCUUUGUGUAACAGACAAAGUGGUUUAUGUUGGAAUGUUUGUCUCUGUCAAACAGAAAGGGUGUGAGGAUGUUUAAAUGGUUUGCACAGUGGAGCAGCUAUCCAGUCUCUGAGCUGACCCCUUGGUUAUGGAGUACUUUAAGAGUACCAAAUUCAGGGUAUUGUCAGACUGCAGUUACUGUGCUGAACCAACUUCCCAUAAGCCAGUUUUACACAAAGGGCCGCUUUGCCAGGGAUACCAAAAUCAUGAACAAGAACACACAAUAUUUUGGAACAAUUUAUGGUUGCAUAAAAUCUGAGGCCACCAGAUGCUGAGAAAACCCCAGAUCUAGAUGGCACAUGCUCUCUACAAACAGCAGGACACACAGUCUUCCAUGAAACAUCUCAGCAAAUCAAAAGGAGGCAUUUCCCCUAAACACAGUGAUGGCUUUCAUAUGGAAAUAAAUGCAGCUACUGAAAGCUUGGGCUUUGCUGUCGAUGAAGACUGUCUUCUGUGGGCUUUUUCUGUUUGCUUUUAUACAAUGCCUGUGGUUAGUGCUCCUCUUUUGAACUAGCUUCUGUGGGCAUCUUUACGUCGACACAAAUUCUGCAAGCAAAAUAUAUAGUGUGGAAAAGUGUAAUGUAACUAUUAAUUGGUUAGUAAACACAAAAGAGAUUCUGGAUUUGACAAAGUGAUUAGACUGAAUACUCAACUCCCUGAUAAAGCACUUGGAUAGCCUUUCCUAGUCAAGCAAGAGGGCUUUCAAGCCAGCAGGCAAAAGGGGAAGGAUUAGACUGACUGACCUCCCUGUUCUUUUUUUUACUAUAAGAUUUUAUACUUUUCUACUUGGUGUUUAGCCUCUUGAAUUCUUUAGCUACUAAGAACCCCAGUCUCAACAGGGCUUCAAUUUUACACUUGUUACUUUUAUACAGUAUUUUUGCAGCGUUUUCAAUGGGAGUCGGGGAUACACAGCAGUGCUGUGUCACAGCUGCUGCUCUGUACAGGCAGGUGAGCCUUGGAGAGCCUUCCACAGGGCCUCCAGGGAGAAGGGCUUACACAACCACUGAGAAGGCGACCUCCUUUGUGAAAAUCCUGUGUUGUCAUGGGUGUGCUGUGAUAGCCACCAAAACUUGCAUGGUGACAUGUCUGAGCUACUUCCCUUUCAUCUGUCAUCUGCUGUCAAGAUAACAGCCAGAAGCUGCACCAGGGUUAGUCGUGCCUGGGUUAUCUGAGGGAAGCCAUUACAUCCAGGUGACGCCAAGGAGGGCGAUGCCUGUGACAGACCUUGCAUGUCAGACUCAGAGGCUGUUCUUGUGGUCAGUGUUACCUCUUGGGAUUACAAUUUAGCUGCUGGACAUUGCUUUACAUGUAAUUUUGUAUUUUUAACAUGUACUUUUUGUAUUUUUUACUUUUGAUUAUUUUUCUGUAAUAAAUAUACUGAUGUAUAAAA
Taeniopygia guttata (zebra finch) is the source of this 2459-nucleotide messenger RNA. The record is from RefSeq and is a predicted model, not a curated record. Lineage: Eukaryota; Metazoa; Chordata; Aves; Passeriformes; Estrildidae.